GAAUUGCAGAGAGCUUUGCUCCGACCACCGAAGGUAUUGUCGACGGUCGGCGAUGGCUCCUCUACAGCCCAAAAAUGGGAUGUUCGUUGGACUGAACAAAGGCCACAUUGUCACCAAGCGUGAAUUGGGUCCUCGACCUUCUGAUCGAAAGGGUAAAACGAGCAAGAGGGUGAAUUUUGUGAGGGGAUUGAUAAGGGAAGUUGUGGGUUUUGCUCUCUAUGAGAGGAGGAUCACUGAACUUCUGAAGGUGGGUAAGGAUAAGCGUGCACUCAAGGUUGCCAAGAGAAAGUUAGGUACCCACAAGAGGGCAAAGAAGAAGAGAGAAGAAAUGUCCAAUGUACUCCGUAAGAUGAGGUCUGGUGCUGCGUCUCAUGAGAAGAAAAAGUGAAGUGAAAAUCCAAACGGUUUGAAAUUGUCUCCUUUAAUCUAUGGAUGAUAUUGUAGCUUAGUAAUGCCAGUUGAUUUUUGUUAUGCCUUUUUAUGAUCCUACUUAAAAGGGUUAAAAGUUCUGAAAUUUUGACUUCCUUUGAGAUAUUUGGAUUUUCCUUUGCCUCCAAGUUUUCUUCACGAGCCACUAGCUUGAUCUAAUUUUUGUGAUGUGCUUGAUUGAUCCCAUAUUGCUAGUCAAAUCCUUGUAUCUUUGUGCAACUUUUUAUUUAGAAAGCUAUAUAUCUAUCCUAAUGACUUAGUUGUGCCUGCUAAAGUAUAUAUGCAGUAGUCAAGACUUGAUGUAGAUGAUGCAAGUUGGGCUGCUGGCAUGCUCUUUUUUGUGGCAAAAACCUGCUGUGUGAUGACCAAGAUUGGAUAGGAGUAUUUUGGCAACGUAGUUCAGAAUAUUUUGAGGAAUUUGGGAUCACCCUCCCCCUACUUUGAGUUGUCUACUAGGAUCCGUCUCUGCCAUGCGUUGUGAGAGAAUACGUAAAUAAUCAUCUAUAUAACAG
Messenger RNA from Rubroshorea leprosula, 941 nucleotides. Lineage: Eukaryota; Viridiplantae; Streptophyta; Magnoliopsida; Malvales; Dipterocarpaceae. The record is from the annotation of a GenBank genome assembly.